Molecule: messenger RNA, 10995 nt
Organism: Trichechus manatus latirostris (Florida manatee)
Lineage: Eukaryota; Metazoa; Chordata; Mammalia; Sirenia; Trichechidae
Gene: CEP250
Product: centrosomal protein 250
Exons: 32
Coding region: 1341-8660 (2439 amino acids)
Biological process (GO): cilium assembly
Cellular component (GO): centriole; centrosome
Source: RefSeq, a predicted model, not a curated record
CUCCCAGGUUCGGCUGGCUUCCCCUGCCUGCCUGUGGCCCACUGUCCUGUGUGGCUCAGCUCUUGGCAGGUGACGAGGGUUUGUCAUCCUGCUGCAGUGGGUUCUUUCUUACCUCUCAUUUGAGUCCCCUGUCUGGAAUGCCUGCCAUCCCUUUUCUUUCUCAGAGUCAGACUAUUGUGUUCAAAUCCCCAAUCUACCAAAUACCAGCAUGUGACCUGGGACAAGUUGCUUAGCCCUCCUAAGCCUAUUUCCUCAUCUAUACAUCAAGAGUUAUAAUACCCUGAAGUGUGAUGGAAAGGCAUUGGAAGAUUUCAAGAUUUUUGUGCUGACUAAAUGACAUAAUGCAUAUAAGCACUUAACAAAGUGACUGACCCAUAGAAGCACUCAGCAAGUAUUAACUUUGAUGAUGAUGAUGAUUCACACAGCUCACAGCCCCCGAGACUGAGCUAAGUGCUCUUCCUUCCCUGUUGCCGUUGAGUCGAUUCCGACUCAUCGGGAAGCUAUAGAACGGAGUAGAACUGCCCUAUAGGGUUUCCAAGGCUGUAAUCUUUAUGGAAGCAGACUGCCACAUCUUUCUCCCACAGAGUGGCUAGUGGAUUCAAACCGCCAACCUUUUGGUUAGCAGCCGAGUGCUUUAACCACUGCGCCACCAGGGCUUCUUUGCACUUCCUUAGUGUUCUCAUAUUAUUCUGUGAUGCCUCUAUUAUUUUUGCACAUACCACAUUGUUCUGUGAUUGUAUCUAUCUCCCCUGCUAGACUAAGAGUACCUUCAGUGCUUCAUUUGAUAAAUGUUCAUUUGGGACUGUGCUAGGCACUAGGGAUUCAGUGGUGAACCAGGAGCUCUUGGUCUAGUGCGGAGCUUGUCUCAUGGUCAAAUAAAUUUGGGAAAUGCUAUGCAUCAUUGCCCGCUCUUAGAGAUUACCAGUAAACCAGUUGUUGGCUGGUUUUUUGGAAGUAGAUCACCAGGCUUUUCUUCUGAAGUGCCUCUGGGUGGACUCGAAUCUCCAGCCUUUCAGUUAGCAGCUGAGCAUGUUAACUGUUUGCAUCACCCAGGACUCCCUUAGAGAUUAGGAUCCAUAUUAAAAAGUAUGAGUAUUUUAAAGCUUCUGAGAAGUCCUGUAGUAAAGGAGCCUGUUUACUUUCUCUAACCCAGCUUUGCCAGGUUUAAUGAGCGCUUUUUGAAUAAAUCUGAGUGAUUUAGAUAGUCCAUUCAACUCCAUCAUGUGCUUUGGUCCCCAGCUCAAAAGGAGGUCGAAGUGGCACAGCAAUGGUCAGAAACCCUGCUGGGAGUGUACAGCCUCUGGCUGCCUAGGGGCCUGUGGCCUUACUGUCUGGUGCCCAUGGAGACAGGAGGCCCUGGGUUGAACAACAUGAAGCCCCAGUCACUGCAGCUGGUGCUGGAGGGGCAAGUGCUGGCACUACAGCAGCAGAUGGCAGAGAACCAGGCAGCCUCCUGGCGAAAGCUGAAGAGCUCCCAGGAGGCCCAGCAGAGGCAAGCAUCCCUUGUGAGGAAGCUGCAGGCCAAGGUGUUGCAGUACCGGAACUGGUGCCAAGAGCUGGAGAAGCGGCUAGAAGCCACUGGGGGACCGAUCCCUCAGAGGUGGGAAAGCAUGGAGGAGUCAAACCUGGAACAGCUGCUAAUCCGAUUGGAGGACGAGCAACAGAGGUGUGAGAAUCUAGCAGAGGUGAACACCCAGCUUCGGCUACACAUGGAAAAAGCUGACGUGGUGAAUAAAGCCCUUCGGGAAGAUGUGGAAAAAUUGACAGUGGACUGGAGCCGAGCCCGGGACGAGCUAAUGAGGAAGGAGAGCCAGUGGCAGAUGGAGCAGGAGUUCUUCAAGGGCUACUUGAAAGGGGAGCAUGGUCGCCUUCUCAGCCUAUGGAGGCAGGUGGUGACCUUUCGACGCCACUUCCUGGAAAUGAAGUCAGCCACUGACAGAGAUCUGACGGAGCUAAAGGCUGAGCACAUGAGGCUUUCAGGGUCACUGUUGACCUCUUGUCUGCGCUUGACUAUGGGAACACAGUCUCGGGAAUCCGAUGGAUCUGGGAGACUGGACGGGAGUGAGCCAGCCCAGCUGCUGCUGCUAUUAGCCAAGACCCAGGAGCUGGAGAAGGAAGCGCACGAAAAGAGCCAGGAGUUAAUACACCUGAAGAGUCAAGGAGAUCUGGAGAAGGCCGAGCUUCAGGACCGGGUAACCGAGCUCUCUGCUCUGCUGACCCAGUCCCAGAAGCAGAAUGAAGAGUAUGAAAAGAUGGUAAAGGCUCUGAGAGAGACCAUGGAGAUCCUGGAGACAAAUCAUGCAGAAUUAAUGGAACAUGAGACAUCUCUUAGUAGGAAUGCCCAAGAGGAGAAGCUUUCUUUACAGCAGGUGAUCAAGGAUAUAACCCAGGCCAUGAUGGAAGAAGGGGACAAUAUGGCCAAAGCCUGCGGUCAUGAGAGCUCCUUGGAGUUGGAUUCUAGUAGCUUCUUCUCCCAGCUUGACACCCAGGACCCAGACAAGGCUCUUACUCUUGUGCGUUCAGUGCUGACCCGGAGACGCCAGGCCGUGCAGGACCUAAGGCAGCAGCUUUCCGGCUGUCAGGAAGCUGUGAACCUCUUGCAGCGGCAGCAUGACCAGUGGGAGGAAGAGGGUGAGGCCUUGCGACAGCGGCUGCAGAGGCUCACUGGGGAGCGGGAUGCCCUGGCAGGGCAGACGGUGGACCUCCAGGGAGAGGUGAACUCACUCAGCAAGGAACGAGAGCUCCUAGAGAAGGCCAGGGAAGGGCUGCAGCAGCAACUGGAAGUGCUGGAGCAAGAGGCCUGGCGACUGCGAAGGGCAAAUGUGGAGCUUCAGCUGCAGGGGGACUCUGCCCAGGGGGAGAAGGAGGAGCAGCAGGAGGAGCUGCACCUGGCUGUCCGCGAAAGGGAGCGCCUUCAGGAGAUGCUGGUGGGCCUGGAAGCCAAACAGUCGGAAUCCCUCAGUGAACUGAUCACUCUUCGGGAAGCCCUGGAGUCGAGUCGCCUGGAAGGGGAGUUACUGAGGCAGGAGCAAGCAGAAGUGACUGCAGCGCUGGCUAGGGCAGAACAGUCAAUUGCAGAGCUAUCGAGUUCUGAGAACAGCCUGAAGGUGGAGGUAGCUGAUCUUCGGGCUGCAGCUGUCAAGCUCAGUGCCUUAAAUGAGGCUUUGGCCUUAGAUAAAGUUGGACUGAAUCAGCAGCUUCUCCAGUUAGAACAGGAGAACCAGUCUGCAUGCAGCAGAAUGGAGGCAGCAGAGCAGGCAAGAAAUGCUUUGCAUAUGGACCUGGCAGAGGCAGAGAGGAGCAGGGAAGCUCUGUGGGAACAGAAAACUCACCUGGAGGCACAGCUGCAGAAAGCAGAGGAGACGGAGGCUGAGCUGCAGGCAGAUCUCAGGGGCAUCCAAGAAGAGAAGGAAGAAAUUCAAGGGAAGCUGAGCGAGGUGUGCCACCAGCAGGAGGCAACCACAGCUCAGCUGGAGCAGCUACAGCAGGAGGCAAAGCGACAAGAAGAAGUUCUGGCCAGGGCAGUCCAGGAGAAGGAGGCCCUAGUACGAGAGAAGGCGGCUUUAGAGGUGCGGCUGCAAGCUGUGGAGCGGGACCGGCAGAGCCUCUCUGAGCAACUACUGGGGCUCAGCUCAGCCAAGGAGCUACUGGAGAGCAGUCUCUAUGAGGCCCAACAACAAAAUUCUCUGAUAGAGGUCACCAAGGGGCAGCUGGAGGUCCAGAUUCAAACUGUUACGCAAGCCAAAGACGUGAUCCAAGGGGAGGUGAGGUGCCUGAAGCUGGAACUGGACACUGAACGGAGACGGGCAGAGCAGGAGCGGGAUGCAGCAUCCAGACAGCUGGCCCUGGCUGAACAAGAGAGGCAGACUGCCCUGCAGCAGCAGAAGGCAGCCCAUGAAGAGGAGGUGGACCGGCUCCAGGAGAAAUGGGAGAAAGAGCGCUCCUGGCACCAGCAGGAGCUGGAUAAGACUGUGGAGGUCGUAAAGAGGGAGAAAAUGGAACUGGAAACGAGACUGAGGGAGCAGCAGGCAGAAACCGAGGCCAUCCGGUUGCAGAAGGAGGAAGAACGGGCCCAGGCUGAGAGUGCCCUGUGCCAGAUGCGGCUCGAGACGGAGAAGGAGAGAGUGUCCCUGCUGGAGACACUGCUGCAGACCCAGAAGGAGCUGGCAGAUGCCAGCCAACAACUGGAACGACUGAGGCAGGACAUGAAGGUUCAGAAGCUGAAGGAGCAGGAGACCAGUGAGAUGCUGCAGGCCCAGCUCCAGGAGGCCCAGCGGGAACUGGAGGAGGCAGCCCAGCAGCACAGAGAUGACCUUGUUGCGGUCAAAGCAGAGGGCAACACCCUGCUGCAGGAUAAGAUGGACCUGCAGAAGCAGGUGGAGGACUUAAAGUCUCAGCUCAUUGUCAAGGAUGACUCCUGGAGGCUGAUGGAGCAGGAGGUUCAGGAGAAGCUAAGAGAGGCCCAAGAGUAUAGCCAGAUUCAGAAGGAGCUGGAGAGAGAGAAAGCCAGCCUGACUCAAUCACUGGUGGAAAAGGAACAGAGACUCCUUGUCUUGCAAGAAGCUGACUCUGCUCGACAACAAGAGCUGAGCUCUUUGCGCCAGGACAUGCAGGAGGCCCGGGGAGGGCAGAAAGAGCUCAGUGCCCAGGUGGAGUUACUGAGGCAGGAGGUGAAGGAAAAGGAGGCUGACUUUCUGGCCCAGGAAGCACAGCUGCUGGAGGAGCUGGAGGUAUCCCGGGUCACGGAGCAGCAGCUGCGAGCUUCCUUGUGGGCCCAGGAAGCCAAGGGAGCCCAACUCCAGCUGCGACUGCGAAGCGCGGAGAGCCAGCUGGAGGCGCUGGCGGCAGAGCAGCGGCCCGGGCACCAUGCCCAGGCCCAGCUGGCCAGCCUCUAUUCUGUCCUGCAGCAGAGCCUGGGGCCUGUUUGUGAGAACAGGCCUGAGCUGAGUGGUGGGGGAGACUCUGCUCCCUCCCUCUGGGGCCCUGAGCCAGACCAGAAUGAAGUUAGCAGCCUCUUUAAAGGAGAGCCCCUCCUGACUGCUCUCUCAGCUGAGGCAGUGGCAUCUGCCCUCCACAAGCUUCACCAAGACCUGUGGAAGACUCGACAGGCCCGGGAUAAUCUGAGGGAUCAGGCCCAGAAGCUGGAACAGUGUCUAACUGUUACUGAGGCUGAGAAGAACCAGGUCCACACAGAGUUGCGGGAGCUACAGAGCCAGCUCUCCCAGAGCCAGGAAGAGAAAUCCGAGUGGGAAGGAAAACAGAAAUCCCUAGAAUCUGAACUGAGGGAACUGCAUGAAACUGUGGCAUCCUUACGGAGUCGCCUACAACAAGCAGAGCUACAGGGAAUAGAAGCCCAGAAUGAGCGAGAGCUACUUCAGGCAGCCAAGGAGAACCUGACAGCCCAGGUGGAACGUCUGCAAGCAUCUAUCACAGAAGCCAGAGCUCAAGCAAGUGCUGCUGAAGUCCUGGAAGAAGACCUGAGAACUGCCCGCUCAGCCCUGAAACUGAAAAAUGAGGAGGUGGAGAGUGAACGUGAGAGAGCCCAGGCUCUGCAAGAGCAGGGCGAGCUGAAGGUGGCCCAGGGGAAGGCUUUGCAGGAGAAUCUGGCCCUCCUGGCCCAGGCUGUAUCUAAAAGAGAAGAAGAGGUGGAGACUUUACGGGGGAAAAUCCAGGAACUGGAGACUCAACGGGAAAUGCAGAAGGCUGCUCUGGAAGUGCUGUCUCUGGACCUAAAAAAGAGGAACCAAGAGGUGGAUCUGCAACAAGAACAGAUUCAGGAGCUAGAGAAGUGUAGGUCUGUUUUAGAGCAUCUGCCCAUGGCUGUCCAAGAGCGAGAGCAAAAGCUGUCUGUGCAGAGGGAGCAGAUCAAAGAGCUCGAGAAGGACCAGGAGACUCAGCGGAACAUCUUAGAGCAUCAGCUUCUAGAACUUGAGAAGAAGACCCAAGUGAUUGAGUCCCAGAGAGGCCAGAUUCAGGAUCUGAAAAAGCAGUUGGUUACCCUGGAAUGCCUGGCCCUGGAACUAGAGGAAAACCAUCACAAAAUGGAGUGCCAACAAAAGGCAAUUGAGGAGCUGGAGGGCCAGAGGGAAGUGCAGAGGGUGACUCUGACCCACAUGACACUGGACCUGGAGGAAAGGGGCCAGGAGCUGCAGGCCCAAAGCAGCCAGAUCCGGGAGCUGGAGAGCCACAACACCCUUCUGGCAGGGGAGCUCCAGGAGAGGGACCAGGAGGUGAAGUGCCAGCAAGAACAAAUCGAGGAGCUACAGAGACAGAAGGAGCAUCUGACCCAGGAUCUUGAGAGGAGGGACCAGGAGAUGAGGCUCCAGAAGGAGAGGAUUCAGGUCCUAGAAGAUCAGAGGACACGGCAGACCAAGAUCCUGGAGGAGGACCUGGAACAGAUCAAGCUGUCCUUGAGGGAGCGGGGCCGGGAGCUGGCCUUUCAGAGGCCGCACACGCAGGAGCGGGCAGAGGAAGGGAAGGGCCAGAGUAAGGCACAGCGCGGGAGCCUUGAGCACAUGAAGUUGAUCCUGCGCGACAAGGAGAAGGAGGUGGAAUGCCAGCAGGAGCGGAUCCAGGAACUUCAGGAGCACAAGGACCAGCUGGAGCAGCAGCUCCAGGGCCUACACAGGAAGGUGGGUGAGGCCAGCCUGCUCCUGACACAGCGGGAGCAGGAGGCGGUGGUCCUGCAGCGGCAUCUGCAGGAAGCCAGGGAACAGGGGCAACUGAAAGAGCAAUCACUUCAGGGUCAGCUGGAAAAGGCCCAGAGGACCCUGGUUCAGAGAAACCAGGAGGUGGAGGCCCUGCAGCAGGAACAGCGGCAGGCCCAGGGACAAGAGGAGAGUGUGAAGGAGCAGGCACGCACAUUGCAGGGAGCCCUGGAGCAGGCCCAUGUGGCACUGAAGGAGCGCCAGGAGGAGCUUGAAGACCACAAGGAACAGGUGCGAAGGCUCCAGGAAGAGCUGGCAGUGGAGGGACAGCGGGUACAGGCCCUGGAGGAGGUGUUGGGUGAUGUGAGGGCCGAGUCUCGGGAGCAGGAGAAAGCCCUGUUGGCCCUCCAGCAGCAGUGUGCUGAGUGGGCACAGAAGCAUGAGGCAGAGGCCAGGGCCCUGCAGGACAGCUGGCUGCAGGCAGAGGCAGUGCUCAAGGAACGGGACCAGGAGCUGGAGGCCCUGCGAGCAGAUAACCAGUCCUGCCAGCAUCGGGAGGAGGCUGCCCGGGACCAGGCGGAGGCCCUCCAGGAGGCCCUCAGCAAGGCACAGGCUGCCCUGCAGGAGAAAGAGCAGCAUCUUCUUGGGCAGACAGAGUUGAACCGCAGCCUGGAGGCCAGCACUGCCACCCUGCAGGCUACACUGGACUUCUGCCAAGUGCAAACCCGGCAGCUGGAGGAGGCCCUGAGGAUGCGGGAAGGUGAGAUCCAGGACCAGGAUCUCCGACACCAGGAGGCCAUGCAGCAGCUCCAGCAGGCACUUGCCCAGAGAGAUGAAGAGCUGAGACAUCAGAAGGAACAGGGGCGGCUGCUUGAGACGUUUCUGGCCCAGAGGGAGGGAGAGGAUGUGAUCCAGGGAGGGCAGGGGAAGGAAGAGAUGAGGGAGCUUCGUGAGAAUCUAAGGGAGCUCCAGCUGACGCUAGCCCAAAAGGAAGAGGAGAUCUUGGAGCUGAGAGAAGCCCAGCAAAGAAGGAACCCGAAGGAUUCACCCCAAAGCCACAAAGCCUCCCCAGUGGAGAAGUCCUCUCCAACAUUUGAUUCUUUAGGAUCCAAGAUGCAGCAAGAACUGGAGCGGCUACAGGGAGCCCUGAAGCAGACAGAGGCCAGGGAGAUCGAGUGGAGGGAGAAGGCCCAGGACUUGGCACUGUCCCUGGCCCAGAGCAAGGCCAGUAUCAGCAGUCUGCAGGAGGUGGCCAUGUUUCUACAAUCCUCUGUCCUGGAGCGGGACUCAGAGCAGCAGAAGCUGCAGGAUGAGUUGGACCUCACCAGACAGGCUCUGGAGAAGGAACGGCUACACAGCCCAGGCCCAGCCGGAAGAGCCGAGCCAGGGCCCAGAGGAGAGCAGACUAUACAGCCAGGAGUGGUCUCAGGAGUGGAGGCUAAGCCUAGUCCUGGGAUAGAGGAGAAGCAGAGACAAAGGCUUGAGCACCUACAGCAAGCAGUGGCACAGCUGGAGAUUGACCGGAGCAGGCUGCAGCGCCACAACGUCCAGCUUCGGACCACCUUAGAACAGGUGGAGCGGGAGCGAAGGAAGCUGAAGAGGGACUCCAUGCGUGCUUCCCGGGCAGGAGUCCUGGAGAUCAGCCAAGCCACAGCACCACUACCAACACAGCAGGAUGGAAUAGGAGGACAGAAGGGCUUCUCUGAUGCCAAGCAUAUGGCUGAACUGCAGAAAGAGGUGGCCCUGCUGCGAGCCCAGCUGGCCUUGGAGAGGAAGCAGAAGCAGGACUACAUCGCUCGCUCAGUGCAGACCAGCCGUGAGCUAGCAGGCCUGCACCAGAACCUCUCCCACUCACUGCUUGCUGUGGCCCAGGCCCCGGAGGCCACUGUCCUGGAGGCCGAGACCCGCAAGCUAGACGAGUCCCUGACCCAAAGCCUGGCAUCCCCGGGGCCAAUCCUGCUACACCCCAGCCCCAGCCCCAGCCCUAGUGCUGCCCAAGCCACCCCCAGGUAGCAGCCGCAGCCAGGGCAGGAUAUAGGCCAACCUGGGAGCACUUAGGCAGAUGAUGAUUGUCAAGUGGGUCAUGGCCCAACAACACAGCUAACAGGUUUGCCAAAGGAAGGGUCUGGUUCUGUUGCCUAACCUGGGAGUCCCAGGCCAGCUGACAUUGUCAGGAAGGGGGAUGGGGAAGUCUGGGGGAGAGCCACAAAUCACAUGGAAAUGAGGUGAAUCACAUUCACCUGCUAGCCUUCACCCAGAGGCGUGCCUUGCCCUGCCUUUCACCUAGAAUUUAUUAUCCCAGCACUCCACCCUCUCCUUCCCCUUCCCCUUCAACAAUAAACCCUUGUCUUUGCAUUUGUUUGCUGCUCCUCUCUACUCAUGCAGCUGGGCAGCAGAGGCACAUCAAGGGCACUUAUUGAGGAAGAAUUUGCCAAAGAUUCCUGUCACGUGGCAUGAAUAUUUGGAUGUCAUGUGUCCUGCUAGAGAAGAGUUACAAAAGAAACACAAGACAAAGCCCCUAUCCACAGAGAGCUUGCAGUCUGAUUGAUAAUAAUGGACUAAUGCUCAUUAACGAGUCAGAGACAAUUCUGUGCACUGACUACAGGUGCUAUAGAAAUCCCAAGGGACUGGGGAAGAGAGGCAUAAAGUGGCCCUUGAGGGAUGGAGAGGAGUUAGGAGAGGUGGCUAAGCAUAUUGGAGAAUACUGGUCUGUUUGUGCAGUGUUUCUGUUGGGCUGAGGUUGGAUGUGUGGGGGGAUUAUGGAGGGCCUGGAACCUAGACUUGAACUCAUGAGUUAUGAGGAAACAUCAAAAGUUCUUUCCUUAAAACAAGUUCUGGGGCCUCAAAAGCACCGAGAUGACCUUUGGCUAAAGUCAGAGUCUGGUAUUCAGAGUCUUCUUCUGGCCUCAUUCCUCUUCUACUCUGGGUGAAUGCCACUGAGGUGUCCCUUCCUGGGCAUAUCAGCUGGAACUGACUCUGGUUCCCCUGUAGUUCAACCACAUGUCAAGCCAGUCAAGAGGAUGAACUGUGGCAGAACUUGUCACUUACGCACUGGCAGUGGUGAAGGCAGUCUGGACUGAGCCCAUCCCACAGGCUUAAGACCUAUAGUUGGCAACUUCCUCAAAAUGUAAGAGAGGAGAACAGUUUUCUUCAAAGAAGCAGGACAUGGCCUAUCAUUUCAUUGAGGUCUCUAAGGUUAAGAAGAGUUUAUAAACACAUGUGCACACUAUGCCCCCUUAAGUCUGAAAUCCUGGUUGAUUUUGAAAUUAGAAAAACAUAUUCCAGAGAAAUAACGGAAGUGAUAUUGGACUCCUGGGUUUUUUUGACAUGGUGAUACAUUUGCUGUUGAGAAUCUGGAAUAGAAUAUAGCCCUUUAAUGCCACCAGGACUCCAGUGAGAAAAACAAGCUAGAGUUUUAUUCAGUAGCAAAGUGAUCUCCAUCCAGGGUCCACUUGAAGCCCAGUCCCCUCUUGACAUUCCAAGUCCCCCUUGACUAGUUGUCAGCCUGCUGUGGCCUCCAGUGGGCUGAACAGGUUGGGGACAAUCUCAGUUGUAGACAGCAAUCUCCCUCGCAGUGCAGCCGAUGAAUGACAUUGUACUCUGCCUUGAGAUUGUGCAUGGUGUUCAUGAACCAAUGUUUAUCAUUCCAGUAAUGAGACCACCUUUUGAGAUUGUCUGUUCCAAAACCAAACAAGGAGACCUGGAGAUGAGAUAAGAUAUGAGAUGGGCAUGGGGUGGCAGGUUGGAUCCUGCCCUGUCCCCAUGACUGCCAGCCAUUCAUUCAGCAAGCAUCCACUCAACAUCUAGGGUGACAGGCCACCUUCUUGAGCUGAGAGGGAGAAUCAAAUUCACCUUCUCCAUGGAAGAUAAAUACUGGACAUGGUGAGAUGAAUACAUCCACAGAGUGACCCCAGAGCCCAGAAGAGAGUAUCAACUAGUUGCUUCUGAUCAUGUUGAAGGAAAAGAGAAGAUUCCCCAGGGAGACAAGGGAAGGGCAUUCCAGGCAGAGGGAACAGCAUGUGAGAAGGCAUGAGGCAGCUGUUGUGUUUUAGGAACCCCAAGAAGCCCAGUGUGUGAGCCUGUAAGAGCAGAUGAGGGGAGGAACCAGAUGUAUGAUCUUGAAAGCCAAGCAGAAAUCUUUAGAGACUUUAACCUGAAGUCCCUGGGAAGACAGAAAUUUUUAGUGGUAGAGUGAUGAAGUCCUGUGAGUUGCAGAAGAUGUCUUACCUGGUCACAGGUAUGCAAGGCAUAGAACAGAGCCACGAACCCCAAGGAUGGAUACUGACUCUGUUUUUUCAGCCAAUUUUCUUGGAUGUACUUGAGGAAGGUGAAGCUGAUCACCAAGACC